This is a messenger RNA of Peromyscus leucopus (white-footed mouse), 3153 nucleotides long. It is a transcript of the gene Chrm1, whose product is annotated as cholinergic receptor muscarinic 1. Bases 714 to 2096 code for a protein of 460 amino acids. The record is from RefSeq and is a predicted model, not a curated record. Gene Ontology annotation, molecular function: G protein-coupled serotonin receptor activity; G protein-coupled acetylcholine receptor activity. Gene Ontology annotation, biological process: chemical synaptic transmission; saliva secretion; adenylate cyclase-inhibiting G protein-coupled acetylcholine receptor signaling pathway. The transcript is spliced from 3 exons. Lineage: Eukaryota; Metazoa; Chordata; Mammalia; Rodentia; Cricetidae. Gene Ontology annotation, cellular component: plasma membrane; dendrite; synapse.
UGGGACAUGGUGCACACGAGUUAGGGGCUUUCCGGUUGGGGGCUUUCCGGUUGGGUGGGGGAAGGAGCCGGGGAAACAGAGUGUGCCUUUGUGAGGGUGUGUGUGUGUAUGCCGCCAGUCUGUGUGCAGUGGGUGUGGGUGUUUGUCUCCCUGUAUCCGCCUUCUCUCUCCUCCUGGACUUUUAGCCUUCCUGGGCUCUCCUUCCUCAUGUCCUGCCUCCUCCCUCUGAAGGCUCAAAGUGGAUGCCCUUGUGGACAAGGGGGGCACACUCCAGGACUUAGUCCAACCCCAGAUGCCGCCUGAGGCUUCCCUCCUGCUCCCCCUCCCUUUCUUUCCUCCCUCUCCUCCCUCCCUCUCUUUCCCUUCCUCCCUCCCCCCCAAGGCUGGCGUGCCAGGGGGUGGGACAUGCCAAUCACUGGCUGUGCCUCUCCCGCUGCCAGCACAGGGCGCAGCUCCCCCCGGGAGCCAGGUGUUUGGGUCCCAGGAGACGCUGCAGGCCCCCGGAGAAACAGUGAAGCUGAGGACCCCACAGACCCCUCUCCGGUCCCAUGGGCACCCUGAAUCCCACCUCCCCGAUCCACCUUCAGCCCCCCAAGAUGGAUUGAAUGAGGCUGCUGGCCAGAUGGACAAGCUGAAUGCCAAGGUGAUGUCCUUUCUCUGAGGAAAAGCUGUGACUGGAGGAAGGGGCUGCCCCUUCACCCCACCUGGCUGAAAUGAACACCUCAGCGCCCCCUGCUGUCAGCCCCAACAUCACUGUCCUUGCACCAGGAAAGGGUCCCUGGCAAGUGGCCUUCAUCGGGAUCACCACAGGCCUCCUGUCUCUGGCUACAGUGACGGGUAACCUGCUGGUACUCAUCUCCUUCAAGGUCAACACAGAGCUCAAGACAGUCAACAACUACUUCCUGCUGAGCUUGGCCUGUGCUGACCUCAUCAUUGGCACCUUCUCCAUGAACCUCUACACCACAUACCUGCUCAUGGGCCACUGGGCUCUGGGCACACUGGCCUGUGACCUCUGGCUGGCCCUGGACUAUGUGGCCAGCAAUGCCUCCGUCAUGAAUCUUCUGCUCAUCAGCUUUGACCGUUACUUCUCAGUGACCCGACCCCUGAGCUACCGAGCCAAGCGCACCCCGCGAAGGGCAGCUCUGAUGAUCGGCCUGGCAUGGCUGGUUUCCUUCGUCCUCUGGGCCCCAGCCAUCCUCUUCUGGCAAUACCUAGUUGGGGAGCGGACAGUGCAGGCCGGGCAGUGCUACAUCCAGUUCCUCUCCCAACCCAUCAUCACUUUCGGCACCGCCAUGGCCGCCUUCUACCUCCCUGUCACCGUCAUGUGCACGCUGUACUGGCGCAUCUACCGGGAGACGGAAAACCGAGCCCGGGAGCUGGCAGCCCUCCAGGGCUCUGAGACACCAGGCAAAGGUGGCGGCAGCAGCAGCAGCUCGGAGAGGUCACAGCCAGGGGCCGAGGGCUCACCCGAGUCACCUCCGGGCCGCUGCUGUCGCUGCUGCCGGACACCCAGGCUUCUGCAGGCCUACAGCUGGAAAGAGGAAGAGGAAGAGGACGAAGGCUCCAUGGAGUCCCUCACGUCCUCUGAGGGCGAGGAACCCGGCUCAGAAGUGGUGAUCAAGAUGCCCAUGGUAGACCCUGAGGCACAGGCACCAGCCAAGCAGCCCCCCAAAAGCUCCCCAAAUACAGUCAAGAGGCCCACCAAGAAAGGCCGAGACCGAGGCGGCAAGGGCCAAAAACCCCGAGGGAAGGAACAACUGGCCAAGCGAAAGACCUUCUCACUGGUCAAGGAGAAGAAGGCGGCUCGGACCCUGAGUGCCAUCCUGCUGGCCUUCAUCCUCACCUGGACACCAUAUAACAUUAUGGUGCUGGUGUCUACCUUCUGCAAGAACUGUGUUCCCGAGACCCUGUGGGAGCUGGGCUACUGGCUAUGCUACGUCAACAGCACCAUCAACCCCAUGUGCUAUGCACUCUGCAACAAAGCCUUCCGGGACACUUUCCGCCUGCUGCUGCUCUGCCGCUGGGACAAGAGGCGCUGGCGCAAGAUCCCCAAGCGCCCUGGCUCUGUGCACCGCACCCCCUCCCGCCAGUGCUAAUGGCCCCCCUCUCCUGCAUCCUUCCACCCCAGCUCCAGGGAGAGGCCAGUGGAAAGUGUCCCGGGGCUGUAUCUUCAGCCCCAGGGCCUGCUCAGGCCUCCCCUGGCUUCCCAGGGCCCUGGGUCACCUUCCUGGUCAGCCCAGAGAGACUGUUAGCUUUCCAAACUUUGCUAUUCCCAGACAGGGAGCGAAACCCGGGGAACUGGUUUUUCUGUUCCCUGCUGUGUGGGAAUAGACUAUUCACCAGGAAGAAGGCCCAGGAGGAGGAUCCGGGCUUUGGACUCUGUUUGCGUUUAAGCAGGAAGUCAGGAGUCAGCAGGGCGGGCCAGUAGUUUAACGGUGCAGUCUUCCUUGGCCCGGCAGGGGGCCCAGAUUGCCAUGAGAAAUAGCGCCCCCUGGACCUACAGGUGGGAACUGACACCAAGUUUGGGGCGGAGGGAGCUGGUGACCUCUGGCUGGAGAUCCCCUCCAUGCACAGGCAUAGCCCAUCCAGGUAGACCCUAGGCACACUCUCCAGGAUCGUCCAGUCUCCCUACAAAUGUCCCCAGGUCAUCCCGAUGUGAGUAACCUCCAAGGCAAAUGUCCAAGCGUGAGCAGGACAAUGAUACCAGAGGAGACCAGCUUGGCUAGACACACCAAGUCCCGAAGCUGCAGCAGGACCAGAUGUCAGGUGUCCUAACUGGCCCACUAUGCCUCUUUCGGGGGGUGGGGCGGGGAGGGGGGAGAUAAGGUGCCUGCUAUCCAGUCCUACGCCCAUCCUCCUCUUUCCCUGCCCCAAAGUAACCUCGGUCCAUCCCUCUUGGCUCACAGCCAUCACCUGGGUGGAUCUGCUCUGGGUGGAUCUAACCAGGCCUCCCGCAUGCUGCCUGCCUCCAGCCUUGCCCCAUACAGGCCUACCCAGCCAGCAGGUUCUCUUCUGUAAACUCCCAGUCCAACCCAUGCAUGGCCUCCCUGCCACCCUGAUCUCCAGGCCCUGCCUGGCUCCAGAUGUUCUCUCCUUCCAUCCUCAGCAUAUGCUGAGUCUGUGAAUAAAAGCCACGUAACCAGCGGGCACUUA